AUGAGACCCAACGGGUCUCUUGACGCUCCCAUCAUUUUGGAUGACGAUGAACCGUCUAGCUAUGUACCUGGUCCCAUAUUACGGCGGCGGAAUCGUCAGACACUUGAACAAGAUGGCAUUGAAGAGGUAUCCCAUGAACGGGAAGCUGCAGCUGAAUGGAAGCUAGCUGCCGCAAAGAGACAAGCAAAACAAAGGAGUGUGAGGAACCUAGGCAACGAUAUGUCUGAGAGAGGUGGCAAUACAAGAGAUAGCAAUCUUGCAAAACAAGCGAGGGAAAAGACGUCGCCUGCAGAGCCUGCCGGCGUUGCUGACCUUGUAAUCAACGAAGAAGCGGCAGCAUUAGGAGGGAUAACGCAACACAAAGCAAGUACUAGAGACGAUCAACUUCCGGCUGAUACAACACAAAAGCCGAUAUCGCAAUCUAAUACGCAUCACGAAGCUGUGCUCCCUCAGCGAGCCAAGCCCCCUGGGCCUGUUCAACAAACCGGUCUGGACCAACCUUUUCUUAUGGAAUCCUCAUAUUUAGCUACCCCAGUGUAUCGCUCACCAUACGGGCCCCAACUGCCAGUCACAAAGCUACCGGAACCAAGCGUGGUACUCUCUGGGUCUGCACAACCUCUUUCCUGGCCGUUGAACAUACUGAAAGCGAGGUCAGAUCGAAGCGCUACGGCACCUGCAAUCGCGGAAACCAACAGACGUGUCAUUGAGCUUACGUACAGCACAAAUUCAGCCCUCGCUACUUCGAGUGACGCGAUUGCGCCCGUUUUGAGCCAUGUUGAACCUCUACCCAUGGAGCCAAUCAGGGAUGUUGCCGAUAAUCACCGUGAACGGACCCUCCUCCCUAAUCGCGUAAACACGGCUUCUGUGCGCGACCACGCAGGACUGGAUGGCGACGACAACAAUAUGGCAAUUCCAGUGACUGCGAAAGCACCCAGCCCGAGCGUGUCAGCAAUUCUGAAACUGCCACGGAACAAAAAAGCCAUCAAAUCAGUGAAACGGAGGAAUGAUGGAUUCUCCAAAGCAAGUCUCCCUGUCAGGUUACCGCAUCACCUUCCGGGUAACGAGAAAGAGACGCCAGAGGUUCUCUCAGAUCGUCCUGAUGCAGGCUUGAGCGACACGAGACUCGCGUCGCCUCUUAUAACGCAUCGAAGCCAGAGCAAAGAUCCACCAGGUGACAUUAACAUUGUCUUCGACACCGAUCCUGUUCAUGUUGAGCAAGAAUCCAUUCAACCUGAGGGACCUGAAGAACGCAACUUAAUUCCAAACCCACCGACGUUACUAUCUCAUCAGGAAACACGGGAAGCUGUACCAGAGCGCGCCCUUAGCACUACCGUUCCGCUGUCUCGUACCGCUAUCCCCACUGUGCAGCGUUCAGUUCAGGGGUAUGUAGAGCCAGGCGAAGCGUCUGGAGUAUUGCCGCCGGAUUCAGAUACUAUACCGGCAAACACAUCCAACGCAGCAUCGUUCGAAGUAAUUCAGAGUGGUAAAGCACAGCCCAAAAACACGGGGGUGCUUGGCAGACGUAGUGACGGUCAAGCAAGCACGGCUCUUCCGUUGCAGGCAAACGUGCUGACCACUACUCGCUCGGCUGUAGAAGAGUGUUUGAAGCGUCAUCUCGCGGAACGACAUGAAGAACACGCAUACCUGGUCUCGGUCAAGAUGUUACGUCAAAGGACUUUCCAAGAGCAGGAGCUUCGCGCUCGAAGCCGCAAGCAGAAGCGUCCACCAAAAUCAACCUUACCACAGAGAUACAUACAAACCACCUCUCCUUUCCAGGACAUGUCUCCGAUACAGGUACCGUUCGACCGGAGCGCCAACACGAAACGUAUGUUAGAUAUGAGUCAGGAAGUUUACGUCAAAGCCAAACCCAAAGACACAGUAACUAAAUCUGGUUUGGCUGCGCCUCCAACAAAAUACAAAAGCGACGCACCUAUGAUACCGCCCUUUAAGGAGUACGUUAGUUUGAGGAACAACAUUCUCGCGGACAAUGAGUCAAAGCUGCUCGCAACACCCUACUUUCAGGACGAGGACUAUACCGGUCGCGAGAUCUUGUUAGAUACGCUUCCAUAUAUCUACGAGAUGACACAUGACGAAAACGGCCCGUUGGACUUUCGCAAGGAACAGUGUCGGUUCUAUAAAGACGCUAUAGAAGUCUUCCUAUCCGAGAUAGGCAUCGCGUGGAAUGACAUUUUGUAUUGGUUGCUAGCACCAGAACGAAAUAUCACCAAGAUCAACGAUUUAGCACCUGGCAGUAAACACUUUGAAGCACAUGUGCUUGAGCGAUCGCGGUACGACAUUGAAGAGUUCGAGCGAGAUGGAGUACCAAAGAGAAACGUACUAUUCAAACGGAAUGACAGGAAAUGGCGGGAGUUUUUGCCCCAGCUCAAAGAGCCUUCUACCAGUGCUCUGAGACUUGCGGCAACAGCUUGUGCAGCGGUUCUUCAAGAAUGCGAGUUUAGCAUUUGGUACCUUGCUCGACAAUCGGAAGCCGUUCAGAAUCACGUAGCGAAGAAGACUGCAUGUGGACAAGCUGCCAGGCAAUCCACUUAUAAGGAGAUAUUGUGUAGAGUUUGCCAUCAACAUAAUUGCUUACUCCAUGGUGAAAUCAGACAAGCACCCGAAGACUCCUGGAAAACGGAUUCUGAGGAUGAGGAUCGCGCCACACAAGCGACUGACGACACCAGUCGACGAGGCUCUGAGACCAAAAGAACUCCCCGCCGCAUUUCGACUUACGGCGGAGAUGAUACUGAAGAUGAGCACGAAGAAGGCCCCUUGCCUGCACACUUUGACAACGAUUCUGAUAUCGAGAGGGUCAUCAACUACAAGUUGCCUGCAAACCCAGACGCCUUUGAUACUUGUCCGAAUUCCGAAAUGAUUGCAUCUAAGGGCGCAAAACCGCCUCCCGGUAAAUUCAAUGCAAACUGGUGGCUACAGCAAGACAUGACACAGCAUUGGGAAAAGCGAAAGCCGUUCUUCCCAUGUAAACACGAAGGCACUUGUGAGGAUGCGAAAUGCCGGUGCUUCCGGGAGGGCAUCAAUUGUGAGAAGACGUGCAAAUGUUCGCGGACAUGCAAUCGACGCUUCCCUGGUUGCAGUUGCACGAUAGGACCUGGAAAACGCCCAUGUUUUACCAUCUCGUGCCUCUGCGCCAAAUUCAACCGAGAGUGCGAUGCAGACCUUUGCGGCGCUUGCGGAGCGUCUGAAGUCCUCGAUCCAGUGAACCGAUACAACGACGACGUGAUUGAACGCAACUGUUGCAAUGUUGCGAUCCAAAGAGGUGUUCCUCGGAAGACGUUGCUGGGCCACUCCGAAGUGCACGGUUUUGGACUCUACAUGGGCGAAGACAUCAAAAGCGGCGAUUACAUUGGCGAAUAUACCGGUGAAGCUAUCUCGGUCAAGGAAGGCGAUCGGCGAGUCACCAUUUACGACUACCAGAAAACGAUGUACCUGUUUCGGUUGAACUCAAAACAAGAAGUCGAUGCCACGUAUAUGGGAAACAAGCUACGCUUUAUCAACAAUGCUGACGAUAAGUACACAAAUUGUAGCCCUAAGAACCUGCUCUGCAACACAGUUUUCCGCAUUGCUCUCUUUGCGACCAGAGAUAUAAAGGCAGGCACCGAGCUCUACUUCAACUAUAAUUAUCCCAAGGAGAAGACUGCGCAGUUCAAACAGCCGAAUGCUAAGGCCGUCGCAGUCAAGCAAACCAAACAAAAAACAAAGAAGAGGCAGUCACUUACCAGCAGUCAGCCCAUCGAGGAUCGCUCACGUGUCCUAGCCGCCACAGCAAAGGCCAGAGAAGUUAAAGCUGCUAAGCGCGCAGCGGCCCAAGCCAUGCUAGAAUCCAGUGAUGCGCAGGCUGCUACGAAAAGGCAUUCUGGAACACUGAAAGCACGGAAGGCAGCGACCGGUGAACCUGGACGCAAGAUAGCGAAGAAAUCCAUGCGUGAAGCACUCAGCAGGAAUGACUCUACAAACACAGACACAGACACUGGCGUAGAUGCGGAAGUAGAAGCAAGCGACCCCGACAUCCCCGCCGUCAUUGAGUCGCAGAGUACUCAGACUAGUCAGUAUGUUCAGGACACUGAAGAAGACAACGACGAAUAUGUCUUGACUACGCAAGAGGAUGACGAAGAGGAAGAUGUAACUGAGCCGGCCUCUGAUGAUGAGCAGGCGGUUGUGCCAGAGAGGAGUGUGGCCACAAGAACUCGUCGUGGGCCUGGCAGACCACGGAAGAGGAUUUCAGACUUGGCGCCGGUGGUUGUGGUGAAGGACAAGAAGACGAAAGCGAAGAUGGGCGGUGCACGACCGGGUGCUGGCAGAAAGAGAAAGCGACCUAUCAUUAUGUUGAAUAAUGAUGAUGAGUAA
Messenger RNA from Alternaria burnsii, 4365 nucleotides. RefSeq lists its product as uncharacterized. Gene Ontology annotation, molecular function: histone methyltransferase activity; protein binding. Bases 1 to 4365 code for a protein of 1454 amino acids. The transcript has 3 exons. Lineage: Eukaryota; Fungi; Ascomycota; Dothideomycetes; Pleosporales; Pleosporaceae. The record is from RefSeq and is a predicted model, not a curated record. Gene Ontology annotation, biological process: chromatin remodeling.